UUUGAAGUGAAAGGACGGUUCUAGUUCUUUCAAAACCAUCUCUAAAACCCUCCGUGUGUGGAUCGAGCUCCUCUUCUUGCUAGUGUUCGACAAUGGAAAUGCAGCCGGUUUGCCUGGGGAUCUCUGCCCCGAAGCCCAAGCUGUUCGAUCACCGUAUCCUACGUCGCCAUUCUAUUUAUGGGGGCAACAUGGGGUCGAAGGACCGGAGAGCUUGUGUUGAGAAGACACCGACCUCCUUGAUGCCGCGAUUGAAGGCGGUAUUUAAGGAUGGCCUGAGCAGGGGAACUGCCGUGUGCGCGAGUAGAGGGCGUGGUGGUGCGGAUGUGCUGGUUUGUCGUGCCGGCGGGGUGGAACCUUUCAGAGGAAAGGCGGGUUCUGUGUCAUUCUAUGGGUUGACUCAUCAUCUAGUCGAAGAGGCGAAAUUGGAAACCGCCCCUUUUGAGAAGGACAAGGGGUCGUAUCUAUGGUUGUUGGCUCCUGCUGCUUUGAUUUCGUCGUUGAUUCUUCCGCAGUUCUUUCUUGGAAAUGCAGUCGAGGCGUCCUUGAAGAAUGAGACUCUCGUAGAAAUCGUGACUUCUUUGUCCUUUGAUGCUAUGUUUUACGUUGGUCUUGUGACCUUCUUGCUCGUAACCGAUCGCGUUCAAAGACCGUAUCUCCAAUUUAGUCCAAAGAGAUGGAGUCUCAUUACAGGACUCAGAGGGUACUUAAGUUCUGCUUUCUUCACAAUGGGUUUCAAGGUGGUAAUCCCGCUAUUCACUGUGUACAUAACUUGGCCGGUAGUUGGUCUGCCAUCCGUUAUUGCAGUAGCUCCUUUUCUCAUUGGAUGCCUUGCUCAACUUGUUUUUGAGAAGAGUCUUGACAAGAGUGGGUCAUCGUGUUGGCCCCUGGUCCCUAUACUUUUUGAGGUGUAUAGACUUUAUCAGCUGACAAAAGCUGCUCAUUACAUUGAGCGGCUAAUGUUCACAAUGAAAGAUCUUCCUGCAUCUCCAGAAGUACUUGACAGAAGUGGUGCCCUGGUUGCCACAAUUGUGAGUUUCCAAAUCCUUGGAUUGCUGUGCCUUUGGUCCCUGAUUACAUUUCUUCUGAGGCUCUUUCCUUCUAGACCUGUAUCAGAGAAUUACUAGUGUUUCCAGAGAUGCCGUAUAUAUUUCAUCUUGUUCUUGAACCAUUGGCGACAGACAUAACUUUUGAUUUUGCAUGUUUUGAUACCCUUAUGGACAUGAUGAAAUGCAUAAGUAGGGAUAGUGCAGGUCUCACAGGUCACGCAAUCUUUUCUUUUUCUUGUCACUUCUUGUCAACCUUUGUUAUGAAGUUAGCUGUUGAUCC
This is a messenger RNA of Syzygium oleosum, 1326 nucleotides long. RefSeq lists its product as uncharacterized. The transcript is spliced from 5 exons. The record is from RefSeq and is a predicted model, not a curated record. Gene Ontology annotation, cellular component: chloroplast. The coding region runs from base 93 to 1124 and encodes 343 amino acids. NCBI's taxonomy places the organism in Eukaryota, Viridiplantae, Streptophyta, Magnoliopsida, Myrtales, Myrtaceae.